UAAAGGUACCAGCUGGUCUGUUUAUUCCAACAAUGGCUGUGGGUGCGUGUAUUGGCCGUAUCACUGGCAUUGGCAUGGAACAACUUGUUCUGUAAGUAUGGAAAAAUAAGGUUAUUCGCAAUGAAAUUUAAAUUCAUCAAGUUAAAAAAACUCUUUAAACUAGAGAUGACAGCGGAUAAUCGCGAAAUAUAAUCGGCAUUACUAAAUCAUUUAUAAUCGGCAUUACUAAAUCAAAUAUUCAGUAAUCGGCCGAUUAUUGCACGAUAAUCGGCAAUAUAAUCUGCCGUAAGAAGAUUAACGUUAGAUUUCAUAUUCCGAAUUUUAUCAUUCUGACGUUAAAUUUAUCAUUCUCAUGCACGUUAAAUAUAUCAUUCUCACGUUAAAUAUAUCAUUCUCACGUUAAAUAUACCAUUCUCACGUUUCGAAGUUUAUCAUUCUUACGUCAAGUUUAUCAUACAUUGGUUUUAUUGAUUAAUGAGACAUUUUGAAAGCUUAUUUAUAAGUGUAUAGGCCUAUAUGCUAAUGGCCGGUGUUCAAAGCACGAUUAGCGCUAACCCUGGGUUAAAAUUUCCCCCAUGCAUUGUUUUGGUUUAUGUAUUUCUGCACAUCUGUUUAUUUCAGAACUUUAGAAAAUUAAACUUCUGAUGAUCCAGACAAGAUUUUCCAGGUUUAUGAACAAACUUUUGGGAAGUUUGCUUUGCAUUUUACGUUAACCCAGUAUUAAGCAAACUGGCAAAUGGAGCGCAUGAGCCAUCUGUUCCCACAACUUUUUAUGUUCUUUUUACUCCCCUCCGUAAUAUUAAACUUUGAUAUUCAACUAAAAUUUCGAUGAAAACCUUGCAGUUUAUACUCAACUCUUUUCUGUUGUAUAAAGAGGAAAAAAUUUGAACGAAUCACGUGAUCAUAAUUUAAUAACCGAAGGUGUUAUAUAAUAUAAAUUAACGCGCUUAUUGCUGUUUACCAUUGUUUUAGCAACCAUCCAGACUUUCCAAUUUUUGAAAUAUCGUGUCGUAACACAGUGGGCGCAUGUGUUCAACCUGGUCUUUAUGCAAUGGUCGGUGCAGCGGCUGCAUUAGGCGGAGUUACGAGAAUGACAGGUAUGCAUGACUUUUUGCCGUGUUUUUUUUUUACCUGGAGCAAGAACUUCAGCCUUCCGGUCAUGAGAAAGUGAAGUCAAGAUGACGUCCUGUAUAGCUAUGCGGGUCGUAAACAAAUGUAAUACCAUUUUUCCCCAGCUAAUUCCAAGUUUUUUCUAACUAAACAAAUUAUCAGUUCAUAAAACCAUAGUGUACAGUAAUUUUUGAAAUCGAUGUCAAAAUACGAAAUUUCAGCACUCUCCUUGCCAACUUUGUGUUAACCGCGCAGACAAAAUCAAUAGAAAGGGACUGGAACUGACAUCCAAUAGCUCUUCAUUUCGCCAUCUUUCCUUCACUUUUUGGACUCGAGUUCUCGCUCCAGAUCUAUAUGGAGGUCAGUGAUAUUCACGCGUAGAAUUGCUAAUGUAAAGCGGUCAAUUAUUUUUGCUUUUGUGAUUGGCUAGCGCGUUCGCUGUACCCUUGACGUACUUUGGGUAAAUACCGUUGCGUGUUUGCGGGAAUGACGAAACGAGCUGCGUUGAGCAUUUGCUUUUAUUCCGAGUUGUUAACUGCUGAUUUUAUGCUCAUCUUCAUUACUGCUGUGCUUAUUUGAACAAACUUACCCUAAACCUAACCCAUUGCAAACUUUCCUCGCGAUAUAGGGAAAAUCAAUAAAUCACGAACUUGCCUGCAAUCAGGACAAAUUAUUUCGUAAUUCAAAAUUACGAUUGCAGGUCACUAUAGUCUAUAGAUGAACAGCGCUUGCUGUGACGACUGUGCCACCGACGUCCAUAUGAAUAAUAAAAGUAAACCUAUCCCUGACUUGGUGUACGUGAUGUUUUUGCAUGCUAGUGAAUAUCAGACUAAAAGUUCUUUUAUUUAAAUCAGAUGCAAAGGGUUCUACCAUAAAUUUUAAUAAGUUGACAUAUUUUUGUUUAGUAUCCUUGGUUGUGAUCAUGUUUGAAUUGACUGGUGGAUUAUUCUAUAUUGUACCUAUGAUGCUUGCGGUCGUCAUGAGUAAAUGGAUUGGAGAUGCAUUUGGUAAAGGAGGAAUGUAUCCUUUUAAUAUCUACAACUAACCAUGCAAUGUGUACAGUAAGAUAAAAUGAAUGCUAAUCAAAAAAGAUGUUUUAAGUUUAAACAAACACACAUUUAAGAUCAACCUCGUUCCCAGGCUCUUCGCUGGGAACGAGGUUGAUUUAAGAUAGUACAUUUCGAUUUAAUCUGGGAGAUCUAAUCAGGAGUACGCGAGAAAAUAGGUUAAAUUCAGGUUAUUUCAUUACAAUCCUCCAUAUAAUUUCAGGAAAACUUUCAACUGCUUCCCCCCGAAAACAUCAGCCGCAAUCAGCCUGUACGCCUACGCGGGAUAGAUCCAGCCAGAUGGAUCUAGUAGGUGUUCCUCAUGGGACUGCAUACGUAAUUAUGGUUUGGGACGCGACAGUUGGUGAACAUGGCUGUAAUAAACAGCUUUCGAGUUUAAUAUUUCAUUUUUCAAAUGGACUUGUAUUUAAAGAGAAAUUCAAGGUGAUAGUUGAGUUAAUUUAUGGGCGUUUAUUACCAUGGUAUCAAGACAAUGAUACCAUGGUCAUGAAUUAUUAAUGCUUGAGAACUAAUUUUAAAACACUCAAUUUCGGAUUAGUAUUCAUCUUGUUAUUACUGAAAAGUGUUUCUGUUGGCAAAGAUUUCUGGAGUUUAAUUUUAAACUUGACUUUUUAUCAAAUCUUAUAUAACGGGCAUGAGGUGACGGGGAUUCCCAAAAUAGGUCCUUUCUCAUAUUUCUUUCCGAGAUUUAAAAAAAAUGUUCUAAAUAACAAUAUCAAUUUAAAACAAUUCUGGACAUUACGGACGUGAAACACGGAUCAUUUUGGCAAUAUGUCUAUAAAUUACUUUGAGGUUGAUCACUUGUAGGUAAAUAAGGAAACAUGCAGGUAAAUAAGGAAACAGACAUGCAAAUCCUUGACAUUUUGUUCAGUUAUGAUAGCCAUAUUGAGCUCAACAUGUACCCAUUUCUCGACAACAAAGAAGAGUUUGCGUACACAUCCCUUGCUGAAGAUGUCGCCAAACCAAGGUACUGUAUACGCAUAACACAUGCUGUGUUUUGAGUUGAUUUCAGUUGGCAAGUUUUUUUAUUAUUUUUAUUAUUUCAAAUGUUUUUCAAUAGUAACCCUUCAGGACAGUUAUACGUACCUGCUUUUCAGGGCCCAUUUCAUGCACACAUACUAUAACACGUUACACAUACUAUGAUUAUAAAUUACACAUGCUUAUAUAUAUAACUACAAAACUAAAUACUAUAGUAUUUACAUUAUUUCCAGUUCUGAAAUCGUUUCUUGAGAGUUCUAGGUAAUUUAUUCCAUUUUCCAGCAGCCACAUAACUAAUGCUUUUCCUUAGAAAAUUCGUCUUUGGUUUAUGUACGCAAUAAUGAGAUUAUUACACAGUGUAUACCUUCCGUUAGGCCCUUGUGUUAAACAUGUUAGCUAUAUGCAUGUUACUGGGCGUAGUCCCAGUAUUUAUACCAUACAAUGAACUAUAAAGCUUUCUGUUCUUUUCUUCCCUCCCUCGACGUCUGCCAGCCUAAUUCAUUUAAGUCUGAUUUCCAUAUGACACCGACAAGUUGGCGAGUUCCAUUGUCGAUGAUUAUAUACUCAUGAUAAAAUCCUGUGUAUAUCUGAAAUUGUUUUCUUCUUCAAUGAUUACCGACAAUGAGUCGGCGGCUGGUCGGCGUCAUAUGGAAACCAGGCUAAAGUCGCUGAUGACCUGGUAUCAUACUGUGAACUCUAAAAACAUCCUGGUGAAAAGUUUCCUGGUUAAUCUGAAAUAAACACUGUUUGGGGUAACUUAAUAUUUCUGGUUAAAUUGCCUGGUUAAUUUUACCAGGCUAUAUGGUUGAAUUAACCAGAUUAUGUUAGGUCGAGUAUUAACCAAGAAUUCUGGGACUGGGAUCAAAUUAACCAAGACUGUGGUUAAAUUAACCAGGAACAUUAAGUUACCCAAACAAUGUUAACUUUAGAUUAACCAGGAAAUUUUUAGCCAAGAUGUUUUUAGAGUAUAUGAGCUACCAGUAUAUCAUCCGUCCCACACUAUUUUGACAUUUCUCUAAUUUAUCUGACUCAGUUUUACUACAAUUUUACUGGACUGCAGUAAUCAAAACGAGGGGGGAAUGGAGUUAUUUGUGGAACAAGGCUUUAUUCUACCGAGCAAUCCUACACAGCACUGAUAUGCUCAUUCUUUUAUUUAUAAUUUAGAAAAUUUGAACCUUCAAUUAGUUGUGUAACAAAAGAUAGUUCUACCAUCGAACAACUUGGUAUGGUUCUUUUUCAUUGCACAUAAAGUAAUUUGAUAUUUUAUGUAGGAGUAAUUGCAGAGUCCCCAUAGAGUAGCUUCAGUUAUAUUUUCAUUUUCUCAAAAUCUGUACAGAAAUCUUGUUAGAAGAAACCAGCUUUAAAGGUUUUCCAGUCGUCGAUGACAUGGAAUGUAUGCGACUGUAUGGUUAUGUAAGAAGGAAGGAACUCAGGAUAGCUUUAGGUAAGAGUGAAAACCUAUUAUCGUGGCCAACACCCAUGAUAUUGUCAUUGCAUGCAUGUGUGUAAUUUUCAUAUUCUGUAUAUGGAACCAGUUAUUAUUUAUGGCUGCAGGCACCGAUCGGGAGGAAAAUGGUAGUAAGUUUGAGCCGCGAACCUUCAUUUGAAAAUAACUAUUUCUAAUUAGGAUUGGUUCGAACAAACUAAUUUUCCUCACUCGGAGACUAUCACCGAUAAUGAUGACGCUUAGCGAAGCCCGCCUAUACCUCCAUACUGCAAUUUCACCAGCUACAAUGAGAUUGCUGGACACUUGUCCUGAAGAUCCUAGCUACAAAAGAUAGAACAAUGUAUCAAUUAUCAUGUUCGCUGAUGAUGGUUCUGAAAUAGAGUUAAAACACUGUUUAGUUGUUAAGUUGAUGGAUUUGAACUUGUGUUCCCCCCAGUGGUCUCGGAUAGCUCAGUUGUAGAGCGUCAGCCCGGUUAUAAUAUAAAUUGACGUACAGCAUUUAGAGGGUAAGGUUGUGCAUAUAUUGAGAAAGUACCCAAAGUCUAACGUUUCGAUGAAAGCCAGGGGCCCCAAGGUGUCGCGUGAAAGUGUUGGAUAGUUUAACGAAAUAAGGCUUCCUGAGGCCAUGCGACUACACUUUGUCCACCAUUCUUGGGUGGCAAAACGUGGACAGUAACAAGCAAUGUCAGCACGUGGAAGUGUGACGUUACCGCUCAAGAACAGUGAAGAGAGAGUGCCUGGGAUUAGACUGCACCAAAUCAUUUGUUCGGUUUCUGUCGUCCAUGUUGUUGCGCAGUUUGCCACCCAAAAAUGACGGACAAGGCGUGGUCGCUGAGAAAGGCUAAUUUCACCUCACAACAUUUUGUAAGAAACAGUAUAUUUUUCUUGUUCCAGAAACUGCACGUGCAAAGAAUCAUGAUGUGGUGUCACUGUCUAUAGGAUAUUUCACGAAACAUGCUCCACGUACUGAAAUAUCACAUCCUCCACUCGUCAGCCUUAGACACACAUUGGAUGAGGUAUGAAUUACGGAGCGUCUUUCGGUUAAUAAUUUUGCUCAGUAUUUCCGAUGUAUGUUACUUUGUUUCAAAUGCGAUUUUUAUGCAAGAUGUACAGAAAUGAAUCUUGCAUUUCAGAGGCUCGCCUCUUUGUUGUGCUAAUAGACAAGACAAGACAAGACAAGAAUAAUUUUAUUUGAACUUCAUGUUACAUUGAGAUACGUCAUAGCUACUCCACACCCAAAAUAACUAUUAAAGCUAAUGGCAAGUUAGGUGCCCAUUAAAUGUCAAUGAUUACAAAAUAGUCAGAAAACAUUAUGAAAUCUACGGUAUGUCGUACGGAAUAUGUUAUUUGGCAAAUAGAAAUGCAGCCAUGAUAAGAAUUUUAAUUCUUAAAUGGUAACAUCUUUUAAAAUUCUUUCUUGAAACUAUAAAAAACUCAGUGAUUUGAAAGACUCAUUGUCAUUGAUACUAUUCCAGGUAUUUGGGCCGGAAUAUCUUAUGUUAAAUUUACCAUAAUUUGUUUGUAUCUUUGGAAUUGAGUGGAUUUACCUGCAAAUAUCGUUCAGGAAGCGCUCCUUUGUUAUACUUGUACAUAAAACAUGCAGUGUCUAACGUUAAUAGAUCACACAAUUUUAAUAACCUUAGAUCGUAAAAUAUAGGACUAGUACGAGCUCGGACGCAAACGAAUACCCUAAUUAGCAUUUUAACCUCCAUUAAUGUAGUCUUUAUCAGAUGCUAUGUUGAAAUACCUUGUGUGGAUUAAGUAGUUUAUAAAGACUAAUAUGAAGGAAGGCAAAAAUGUACAAUUAGAAAUUAAUUGUCAAUUAAAUAUUAUAAUGACCUUUCAUAAGCGGACAUCUUUAUUCGGUUCCGAAAAUGUCCACUUACUAUAUAGGUUCGACUGUAUCUUCUUCUAACUUGAUCUCCUAGAGUCCUCUUCAAGUCACUCACACAACACCAAUGGAGGCUGUUGUUGAAAUGUUUCGUAAACUGGGUUUAAGACAAGUAUUGGUCACCAGAGAUGGGUAUGUCGCUUCCUUUGUGUUCUAUUGUGAGAGAUUUAAAUAGAUAUGCUAAGCGUACUUUGCGUUUCUAUUGUCCUCAGAUGACGUUUAAGAGAUGAACUUGUGCCCACAAUGCAAACAAUUGGCCUGCACAAGAUUUGCUUCUUUGACAAGAUUUGUUUGCUUGUGUGAACGAUGAACAACUGACAAACAUAUUCCGUUCGUGUAUACCGAUGACAAGAAAACUCCUUUUGUACUGAACGUCGUACAAAGAGACUUGUUUGAGACAAAAAAAUGCUGUUGUUUUUAUCCCCCACUAGAACAAUAUAACUUACCAAUGAAAACUUGUUAACAUCGUACACAAAGACGUUUUGAACCUAGUUUUAAAGAGGGUAAUCAGCUGUUGAAAAAUUUCGAUUGUAAGCGCCAUUUUUACCCGGUAAUUAGCCCCGCCAAAUCAAAUCCUAAAAUGCGCCUUCACUUCGAUAUUUGUGAAUAUCUUGCUGGUUUUACACACUGGGAUUGACAGGACAAUUUCAGGUCCAAAGUAAUAAGUGCCAAAUACACCCUUUCUCGGAAACGCGAGUCUUGUUUCCGUAAUUGAGCGAUUGGUUUUAGAACCAUAUAAAAUCAUCUUGAAAUACUGAUGACACAAUUAUAAACAGGUCUUUCAUAUUCACUGAUAGAACUGUAUGCUUUCGUAAGUAUGUCACCUGCAUGCAACAAGAUAAAGGGCUCUGAAUCGAAAAUCUCAACCACGAAAACGAGACUGUAUAGCCAAAGACUGAGUAUAGAGCAUAAUAAACUUACAGUAUUUAAUUGCCAUUAACAGUCAGGGAAAUCUUGCUAUUAUGCACACUUAUCUAUUCUUCAUUUUCAGACGUGUGACUGGCAUUAUAACGAAGAAAGAUGUAAUAAAACAUGUCCAAAUAAUGGAUAAGAAAACACCAGAUGCUGUCAGAUAUGGAACGCUCUAAUGUAGCAGCAGUACUUGAAAAGUGCACCUCAAGCACCUCGCGAAGUAGUAGAUCUAGAGGCUAACAACUCAUGUCACCUAUAUAUACAAUCCCAUACCAUCUCAUAUUGGUUAUGCUGAUAAUCAUCCCAUUCUGGUUAUAUUCUAUUCCACAUAUAUCUACAAACAUAUGUAGCCCCAUUGAGGAAAUACCACUGACAUAUACACAUCUAGCUGAUAUCACUAUCAUUCAGAUAUACGCAGUCUAACUGGAGAAUCAACUUUUCUAUCAAUAUGAUGUGAUCUAUCUCAGGAACAUUUUUAAAGUGCUGUGAAGUUUUCUAUAUUUCAGGUUAAUGACGACUGUGGUCAGUUGAUGAUGUCGUCAGAUGUCUACCUCGUGAGGUCUCGUGUCACGUCGUAACUCGUCGUGAGCGACGAGAGACUCCCAAAGCGUCUGUCUUCUAGGGAGAUGGCUGAAGGGAAAAUAUCAGGAUUUUGGCAUCUCACUCGAUAUAACUAAUCAUUUGUAUAGAUGGAAAUUUCGAGUGGAAUUUUUAUACAUUCAUUGGACCAAUAACCAUGCAGGAUCGAAUAAUGCAACUAUUGGCCCUCCAGUGAAGCGCUCUAAGUUAAGCCUCUAACCAACUGAGCGAGGGUCGAGUUAUCGAGCUCCAACCACAAGUUCUCUAACUCGACAACUGGACUCUGUAGCUCAGUUGGUUAGAGCGCUGCAUCGGAAUCGCAGGACCGCAUGUUCGAUUCCUGCCAGACGCCGACAGUUGCAUCAUCUCCUGGUUACGUCUAAUAAAUAUGUAACAAUUCUAUCAACAAAUUCUCUGAAGGGAAAAUGUCUGUCGGGGGUCAACGCAAGAGGUACAAAGACUCGCUCAAAGCGUCAUCGUCUUCCCGGAUGGACGAAUAUACCAAACCUCGCAUUUUUCAAAUGUCAUAAAAGUAUAUCUGAAACUGGCCGGCAAAUCGCAAUGUGUAAACGUACCUUUAAGCCUGGUUUACACUAUUCACAGUUUUUGG
Molecule: messenger RNA, 8594 nt
Organism: Paramuricea clavata
Lineage: Eukaryota; Metazoa; Cnidaria; Anthozoa; Malacalcyonacea; Plexauridae
Source: the annotation of a GenBank genome assembly